AUGAGUUAUAAAAGCGAAGGGGUCGAAAUAGAAAAGAGCGAUGAAUCAGAUAUUCGUACUACUCCGCAUGAUGGCACCGUAGAAGGAGAACCUCAAGCUUAUACAAUUGUCAAGCGAGAUAAACAUGGUCUACCAUUUGUUCCACAACCAAGUCCAUAUAGUGAUGACCCUUUGGUAAGUGUUGGUUCUCGUUUUCUCGUCUUAAUUAUAUAUCUGGCAAAUCACAGAAUUGGUCCCCAUUCCUCAAGCUCUCCGUUGCGAUACAAGUAAGCUGGCUGGCUUGUCUUGGAAUCAUGAGUGCAGCAUCUAUAAACCCCGCCUUUGUACCGCUUGGAAAGGCUUUCCAGAUCAAUACUGUAGAAGCUAGUUAUGAGCUCACUGUAUUCAUCGUGUUUUCAGGUGUAGGACCUCUCUUCACAACUCCAUUCGCAAAUGUCUAUGGUCGCCGUCCCAUCUACCUGAUUGGAAAUCUCCUUGCCGCAAUUACCAAUGUCAUCGCAGGACAUUGUACUACCUGGUCAGGAAUUCUCAUCACUCGAGAUUUUAAUGGAAUUGCUGUUGGUUCAAUCGAAGCAGUCGGUGCGGCUACAAUAUGUGAUAUGUAUUGUAUGCAUGAAAGAGGCGUCUAUAUGGGAAUUUAUACCUUCUUCUUGACGAAUGGACCACAUAUAGCUCCUCUCACAGGUGGUUAUAUUGCACAGUAUAUUGAUUGGAGAUACUGUUUUACUAUCCCGGUAAGCUCUUCCAUAUGUGUCAGAUAAUGAGAGAAUUCUCACUUACCAGAUACAGGCGUACUUCCAAUUUGCCACAUUUGUUUUCACGAUCUUUUUCCUUCCAGAAACUCUCUAUUGUCACCAAGCACUUCCCAGCACUAAAUACCAACCAAAAACGUACCUCAAUUUGUUGACUUUCAAAAAUACUCGUCUAGCUGACCGUCGCGUCCGUCCUUCGGAUAUUUUGAGACCGCUCCAAAUGUUACGGUAUAUCUCAAUAGUCAUUCCGUCUAUAUAUUAUAUGACAAAUUUCGGAUAUGGAACCGCUCUCUUCGCCAUAACUGGGGCGCAGCUCUUCAAAAAGCUUUAUUAUUUCGAUGUCGCUCAAACGGGGUUGAUGCUCAGUAUUCCUCUCUUGGUCGGUUGCCUCCUUGGAGAAUUCAAUGCGGGCUGGUUGACAGAUUGGAUGGUAUAUCGUUACGCUAGAAAACAUGACGGGUUAAGAAAACCAGAAGCACGAUUAGAUGCCUUAUGGUUUGCUAUCUUGAUCCCCAUAGGCAUAGUGAUUGAAGGUAUUUGUUUGAGUCAUUCUGAGAACAGUAGCUGGGUAGGGGUUGCUAUGGCUAUGGGGAUUGCGAGUUUUGGGUUACAAGUUGCCACUACAGUUGUUUCCGCUUAUACUACUGAUGUAAGUCUUCCCUUUAUUUCUCUUUCCGAUCCUGACUAAGACAUACAGUGCUACAAGCCUCAAAGCGCGGAAAUAUCAACAGUACUUCAUCUUAUUCGAUCGGGUUUCUCUUGCUUGAUAUCUUUCUAUGCGUGAGUUUGUGUUUUCCACCCCAUGGGAGUAUGAUAAGCUAAAACGUGAACUAGGAUUCCACUUGGCGAAAAGAUUGAAUGGCAGUAUGCCUGGCUAAUAUUUGGAAUUAUAAACGUCGGGACUCUCUUUCCGAUGUUUGCACUGAGAAGAUAUGGGAGCGAGUGGAGGGAAUUGAAGUGGCAAAAGCCUCCGAGUUUUCAUAAUGAUAUCUGA
Messenger RNA from Hymenoscyphus albidus, 1746 nucleotides. Lineage: Eukaryota; Fungi; Ascomycota; Leotiomycetes; Helotiales; Helotiaceae. The record is from the annotation of a GenBank genome assembly.